Molecule: messenger RNA, 3819 nt
Organism: Danio rerio (zebrafish)
Lineage: Eukaryota; Metazoa; Chordata; Actinopteri; Cypriniformes; Danionidae
Source: RefSeq, a predicted model, not a curated record
AAUAUGUUCAGUAAAUAUUAAUAACACUGACAGCGCCCAUGAGGGGGCGAUCCGCUCCACACAGAAUCAAACAGCAUUUUCCCCUCUUAAAGACUCUUCAACUCAUGUGAGAGAUCGCUGUAAUGAUAUUUUGUUGAUUUUUUUGCAGUUUCCACAUUAUUUAAGACGUAUAGGCUAGGCUUCCACUUGGUUAUCACUAAAUUUCUCGUAAUGAUGCAGCCAUGACAUAAAUGCACUUGAUUUGAUGAACACACUCAGCUUUCCAGGAGCGCGACGUGUAAUUUACUGAAACCGACACCAAAAAUCGGAAAUUUCCUGAAAAAGAAGAAUUUGGCCAAACUUUGCGUGUUUCUACCUACUUCUACUCCUGAAGUAAAGCGGUUCUCUAACUGCUUUUUCUGGAGUGAGAGAUUCAUGAAGACAGCAAACCGAUGUCCACUGAUCACACUUCUGCCAAACACUCCUCUGUCCAUCAACGGAUGAACGCCGACUUCGAAAAGUAUCCCCGGUACUGCAAAAGGUGGAGCAAUGAUGACAUUCACAGGCAUGCACUGGCUAAAAGCCGUCGCAUGGCUAUGCGAAGACCGGCUCACAUGUUUAAUGCCCGUUACAACAAUCUAUCCCCAACUGAAGAGCGUUUCCUAGAAGCAGCCGAAUAUGGAAAUAUCCCUGUCAUCCGUAGGAUGCUAGAAGAACUCCCAGAACUUAAUGUCAACUGUGUGGACUACAUGGGCCAGAAUGCAUUGCAACUCGCAGUUGCCAAUGAGCACCUUGAAGUGACAGAACUCUUGCUGAAGAAGGAGAACCUGGCCCGCAUAGGUGAUGCUCUGCUUUUAGCCAUAAGCAAAGGCUACAUUCGUAUUGUGGAGGCCAUUUUGAGCCACCAGGCCUUUGCUGACACAACCAAACUCACCAGCAGCCCCCUUCAGGCAGAGACUCAAGAUGACUUCUUUGCCUAUGACGAGGACGGUACUCGGUUUUCCCAUGAUAUCACACCCAUUAUAUUAGCUUCUCAUUGCCACGAAUACGAGAUUGUGCACAUUCUCCUAAGGAAGGGUGCCUGCAUUGCGCGCCCACAUGACUACUUCUGCAAAUGCAACGGCUGUCUUUAUCACCAGAGGCAUGACUCUUUUAGCCACUCACGCUCCAGAAUCAAUGCCUACAAGGGGCUGGCAAGUCCAGCUUACCUGUCCCUGUCCAGCGAGGACCCAGUACUAACGGCUCUGGAGCUCAGCAAUGAACUGGCUGUACUUGCCAACAUAGAAAAAGAGUUUAAGAAUGAUUAUAAGACGCUGUCUAUGCAAUGUAAGGAUUUUGUAGUUGGACUUCUGGAUCUGUGUCGCAAUACAGAGGAAGUGGAAGCCAUUUUAAACGGAGACACAGAGGCGGGGGGCCACUUUGACAAGGGUGACAGACCUAAUCUAGUUCGAUUAAAGCUAGCCAUCAAAUACGAGCUGAAAAAGUUUGUAGCCCAUCCAAACUGCCAACAGCAGCUUUUGUCCAUAUGGUAUGAGAAUCUGUCUGGGCUCAGGCAGCAGACCACGGCGGUCAAGUUACUGGUGGUUCUGGGGGUGGUGGUUGGACUUCCCAUCCUGGCCCUACUGUACUGGAUAGCACCCUCAAGCAAGUUGGGGAAGAUCAUCCGUGGUCCCUUCCUUAAAUUUGUGGCACAUGCAGCGUCUUUCACGAUCUUUCUUGGCCUUCUCAUCAUGAACGCCGCUGACCGUUUUGAAGGAACUUCUCUUUUACCAAACAUGACCAUCCAUGAUCAUCCAUCCCAGUUGUUCCGCAUGAAGACCACCCCUUUUACCUGGAUGGAAAUGCUGAUCAUUUCCUGGGUUGUAGGAAUGAUUUGGGCUGAAUGUAAAGAAAUUUGGUCUCUUGGUCCUCGGGAAUAUCUACUGGAGCCUUGGAAUUUGCUGGAUUUUGGAAUGCUGGCCAUUUUCGUGACUUCGUUCAUUGCUAGAUUUAUGGCAUUUUAUCAUGCAAAUGUUGCACAGAACUAUGUGGAUAAGCGCUACACGGAUCUGUCAAACAUUACGUUGCCCCUUGAGAUUGAAUACUAUCGCCUCGCUCGUGUCCACUGGGUUCCAUCAGAUCCUCAGCUGAUCUCAGAGGGACUUUACGCCAUCGCAGUGGUUUUGAGCUUCUCUCGUAUCGCGUACAUCCUUCCAGCCAACGAGAGCUUUGGACCCUUGCAGAUCUCCCUUGGCAGGACGGUCAAAGACAUAUUUAAAUUCAUGGUGAUCUUCAUAAUGGUGUUUGUGGCCUUCAUGAUUGGAAUGUUUAACCUCUACUCAUACUACCGAGGAGCGAAGCAGAACGGCGCCUUCACCACUGUUGAGGAGAGCUUCAAAACUUUAUUCUGGGCUAUUUUUGGACUUUCCGAGGUCAAGUCUGUCGUCAUCAACAACGGGCACAAAUUCAUCGAGAAUAUUGGCUACGUUCUUUAUGGAGUCUACAACGUUACCAUGGUUAUCGUCUUACUCAACAUGCUCAUCGCUAUGAUCAACAACUCAUUUCAGGAAAUUGAGGAUGAUGCAGAUGUGGAGUGGAAGUUUGCCAGGGCGAAGCUGUGGUUCUCAUACUUUGAGGAAGGAGGGACUCUCCCUGUGCCGUUUAACCUCAUCCCCAGCCCUAAAUCAGUCAUCAGCCUGGCUAUGAGACUCAAACGCCUACUGCUGAUUCCUCUUCACAGACACAAAGAGGACCUAAAGGAGGACACAGAGCUCAACGAGUCUGGAAAACAAAAAGAGUCCAGUGAGAAGAAUUCACCUCACACAAGUCGUUAUCAGAGGAUCAUGAAACGGCUAAUCAAACGAUAUGUGAUCAAAGCACAGACCGAUAAAGAAGGAGAUGAGGUUAAUGAAGGGGAACUAAAGGAGAUCAAGCAGGACAUCUCCAGUUUACGCUUUGAGCUCCUGGAGGAAAAGUCCCGUCAGACGGAGGAACUAGCAGAACUGGUCCGACGACUAGAAGAAAGACUAAUCAGUCAAUACAAAAUAUAGUUUGGUCUUUUGGUUCACACUAGAUACCCGCUAUGGUGACUCAGAAUGAAUACAUUGAUUUUCUGCUCUGUGUAAAAUCUGUUAUUUAAUAGUUUGCUGUGUUUUGCUAUUCAUUUUCUAUUUAUUUACAUUUUCGUUUUGCAGUGUAGGACCUUAAUCUCUGCUCUGAUGCUCUGAAAUUGUUUUCAUACAAUAGACUUUUGUCAUCAUUUUUAUUAGUUUUCAAUUAAUUCUUUUUCUGGUUUGGUCAUGUAAAUUACAAGAUUAUUAAACCUAAUAUUAAACCAAAAUUAAGUUAAACCAUUCAAAUCUUAAAAAGGGGUGAUACGGUGGCUCAGUGGUUAGCACUGUCGUCUCACAGCAAGAAGGUUGCAGGUUUGAGCCGUGGCUGGACCAGUUGGCAUUUCUGUGUGGAGAAUGUUGGUGUCACCCCUAUGUUGGUGUGGGUUUCCUCUGAGUACUCCCCUACAGUUCAAAGACAUGCGGUACAGGUGAAUUGACCAAACAAAACUGGCUGUAGUGUUAAACACAUUCUGGAGGCGGUUCAUUCCCCUCUGGCAACCUCUUAUAAUCAGAGACUAAGCCUAGGGAAAAUGAAUGAAUAAAUGAAGGGUAAGAAGCCCAGAUACGUUGCAAGUCAAAAUGAAUAGCCCUCCUGUGAAUCUUUCUUUUUUAAAUAUUUCUAAAAUCAUGUUUAACAGAGCAAGAAAGUGAUCAGCCUUCGAAAACCACAGAACAUACAGUUGAAGUCAGAAUUACUAGCCCCCUGAAUUAUUUAUGGACUCAAUAAAUAAUUGAUUUAUUAUUUCCC